AUGCAUGUUCCCUUUCCUGACUUCGAGUACAUCGACGAGGCUCAAAGCCAGUCUCCUGGCCUGGAAACGACCGAGAAUGAGGAAUUUGAACAUGAAGAGACAUCGUAUUUCCAUAAUGAGCCUCGUAUCUUCAUUGAUUCGUUGGACCAUACUUAUAGCGAUAUGAAAUCCAACCAAGAACCGUAUUCCACUUACGCGAAGGCUAUUACAAUCCCACACAAAAAGGUCCAAGAACCGGUAACCUUCACCUCAAGACACACAAUAACCCUUACCUCGAUGGCAACUCUAACUUCGUUUACCACUAUAUUCGAAACAAAGCACCUAGGUCCCGUCGAUCCAUUGCCCAAGGUCACUUCUAAGAUCACUACCCAUAUUACAAUAACAGCUGUCAAAGACCAUUCGACGAGUUCUACUUGGACCAGUCGGCCAACCAUAGACGUCAACCCUUCAUCCCCUCCCAGCGUUGAUGAGAGCACUGAUCCAUCACUUUGGAGUACUGUUACCAUAAGUGACAGGAUACCAUCCAACUCAACUUUGGCUACAUCGUAUACCGCUAGCCAAGAAGAACCAGAUCUACCAACAGGUACAGAAGCUUCUUCUUCGAACGGCUCUUUAACAACAGCUGAGGUAGUGGGUGUCGCUGUCGGUGUGUGCUUCAUACUUGUCGCAAUAUGUUUAUUAACCUAUUUUUGGUUAAGAAGUCGUCGACACCGAAAAGACACCAGUCCCCGUACUUGUGUACCCCGCGGUGUGGAAACUUCACGAUCAAACCCAACUCCAUCAAACUGGCCAUAUGGUCAAGAGCUCAAAACUAUAUUAGUCCCCCAUCGCUCUACUAAGGCAAACAGACUUCUAACUACCGAUGCACGUCAUAUGUCUUUUGAUAUCGAUAAAGACGGUUAUAAUAGGGGUCUUAAAUACUAUAAAGGCAAAGCUUUUAGUUGGAGAAAUCCUGACGGUUACAAUACAGAUCUCGACCAAGAUCCUGAAUCGAAGGGCAAGGAGCGUGCAGAAUAG
This is a messenger RNA of Fusarium oxysporum Fo47, 1017 nucleotides long. RefSeq lists its product as uncharacterized. NCBI's taxonomy places the organism in Eukaryota, Fungi, Ascomycota, Sordariomycetes, Hypocreales, Nectriaceae. Bases 1 to 1017 code for a protein of 338 amino acids. The record is from RefSeq and is a predicted model, not a curated record. The transcript is spliced from 2 exons.